GAAGCUCACCACGCAGGGUCCUUCGGAUUAUUCGAGGCGAGGAUACGAGGCGCGGAUGGUCGCAGUCAGUGGUUUACGUGGAGUAUAGUGUGACAUUCUUUCUAAUUGUGUUUUCGGAUUUUCGGACAACAAGUCAACGCAUUUUCGGCAAAAAUGAUUUUUUAUUAUGUGGUAUUGCUGUUUCUUAGUUGGCCACAAGCGAGAUGCACGGAGGACACCGACAUGAAUGGAGAAGAGAUUUUCGAUCAGCUCGCAACUGCAUCAGAGAACAUGGUGCAUGCCGUGAGAUAUUCGAAUGCGUCUUCGAAGAGUCUCGAAGAACAACUCCCGAGUGUUCCAUCCUCAAUAGGUGCGACGGUACACUAUGAAAAUUCCAAUGGUUUUGUACCCAUAAUACCCACGAACACUCCGUCGUACGACGAAUCAGACUCUUCGUCACUCCAGACUGAUAAUCUCGAAGAGCAGGAUGACCAGUCCGAAGACAGCAACGCGACAAACGCUGUAAGUGCUCGAGAUAGCUCGACCACGAAGCCAAAAAAGCUCGAAGAAGACUUAGUGUACUCCUCGGAAGCGAGGAUCUUUCUGAAUUUUCCUGGAUCGCUGACGAAUCGCAGAUCUUUCGAUUUGCAGGAAAAGCCGAAUGAGUUUGAGCUGCUAAAGGUCAACAACGACACUCCCGCGGUGGCCAAUUACCAGGACUUUUAUGAGAACCUGCGCAGCACGGUGAACACCGAAAUCGACAGCCAGCCGGACGAGACUUCUUCGGGGCUUGCAAACGGAGAAAGGGGGAAAAGAAUCGAAAGCUACGUGCACAAUUAUAGGCAGCCACAGAAAACUAAAAAUAAAGAUCCGUAUAAUCAGUACCACUCAUACAGUGACACGCAAGACAUGAAGAAACUUACUUACGAAGCGGAGAAAGUCUCCGGCAAUUAUCACCAGCAGAAUGCCGCGAACUACAACGGUCACGGGCAGAGCGCUGUCAGACAUAAUGUAGCGGCGUUCCCGUCCUCAUCAAGGACGAAUUACGAGGUCAACGAACUCACGCACAGCAAUCCCUCAGGCGGAACUUAUGACAAUGUAGCGGAAUCAUCGAAGCCACGCCAAAAAUUCUCCAAGCCGGUUGUGGUCGCCGAGCCGAGCACCUACAAGAUGGAGUUUAACAACCAGUUGCACAAUAGCGACAACGAUUAUAAAACUUCGAGGAAUUUAGAGUCCUCCAGUUCGUCGGAGACGUCGAAUCACUACGACCCUUACAACGAUAAUAGACAGCGCAGUUAUCAUCGCACAGAAGAUUCGAGGAAUUUAUCGGACGAGAGCUCGGAUUAUUCCGAGUACAUCGAGCGGCCAAGAAGAGUGCAAAAGAAUCGAAGACGCCCUCCGUACUCUGACUCUUCCAGGAAGCUUCCGAAGGAACAUCGAGGCACGCUGGCUAACAACGCCGAGGAGCAAAACAAUCAUAAUUACAACUCCUCCAGACUGAAAUCGCAGCGACACAGAGUGAAAGCGAAUCCAUGGACCAAUGACGCCAGCAUAAAUCUUCAGGAGGAGAGCGUCGAAGACGUCAGGCACGAUAUCAGAGUCAGUGACACAGAAAUUAAGAACACCAAGGUGCAACAUGGUUCCAGGCCGAAGAACAUCAACACGUGGAGUCAGAUAUCGCCGAGUCUCGAGAUUUCUCAUUCCAACGGAAUCGAGCUCGAUCAAAUGGAGAAGCCGAAAUAUGUCUUUCCUCUUAAAGUUAACUUCGUGCCUGUGACGAAUUUUGACCAUGCAACCGCGCUGGGUAACAGCCAAGGCUUCGAUAUCUCCAACGCGCUCCUACAGAAUAUGGUGACCGCUUCGCCAAUCGGCACGUACACCACGAGCACUCCUCUUUUGAGCACACCGCCGUCAAUCCUCGGUCAAAAUCUGGCGAUAUCGAAGAAUUUGGUGAACACAGCGAACCUAGGUGUGUCCACGUCUGUACCCGACAUCAUUGUCGGACAGAGCUCCUUCCAAAAUCCCAUGCACACUGUCGUGCUUUCUCAGUCGAGUGGACAGAACAAGGUCGCGGACACGGUGAGAACGUCCUAUCUGCCGAGCACUAUAGCACCAGUUUUUACCCUCACGUCUAGCCUGACCCCGACACUGCAGAGUAUACCACUUCAAAACGUCCAGAGUAAUGUGACACCGCGAACUGCUUUCGCUGUAACACCGACUCCCACCACAGUUGUCCAGCAUGUACCGAUUAAUCAAGUGCAUACCGGUGUACAGCAACUGUUAGUACCGCAACCGACCGUCCAGACGUUCCCGAGUUUCAUACAGACGCCGGUUCAAGCCAACACGGGGUACCAGAUCCAAGUAAACCCUCACGGAUUGCAAGGUCAGAAUUUGAUGAACCACGGCAACUUGCAGAUGCAAACUCUGCCGACACCCACGUUGCUAUCUAGCCAGGCGAUACCGGAAACCAGAAUCAACAUGUUGCCCGUGGAGUCACAGAGCAAGAAAAACACGUACACUGCUUCCGGCGGGAACCUUCUGGCUACCGCGAGCCUGGCUGUCGGCCAAAACGAACAAAAGGCGACCAACAUCAACUCGUAUUAUUUGCAUAAUACUCAGCAAGUUACCAAACCUCAAGAGGAAGGCUACCAAGUGGUGAAACACAUCGAUAUGACGCCGAAAACGAAGACGUACUUUCAAGCGAAUCAGGUAGUGCCGACUAUACUGCAGCCCAAUCCAACUCUAAGCGGCAUAGCUACGAACAUUCAACAAUACGUCAAGUUGCAAGGCAACGGCGCUGAAGAUGCUGUACAACAGUUGCAGAUGCAGUUAAACAGAGCGCAACUGUUGAAGAACAACAGACCGAGCGUUACUUUACAAACCGCCGACAACGUGGUCGGCCACUCGAACAGCGUGAACGCGCAUCUGCCGAACGUGGGCACUAAGAAUGUUGAGAUUGUGAAUCCUAACAUCAAGCCGAGCCCGAUUGACACGACCGUGAACACGUUUGAUACAUUGCAUUAUCCGGCGACUGUCUUGACAACGCCUAUUCCGAUCUUCAGUACGAUUGGCCCGAUCACUCCGCAAACCAUCAAUCUUCAGAAUUACGUGGACUCCUUGACGGAAACCGGCACCAAAGCUAAGCAUUUUGGCACGGUGGACCUUAAAACGGCGCAGAAUCAGGAACGACCGAUGUAUAAUCCCAUCAACUUCGUUCCCAAUGUCGAUAUCAUAAAAAAUCAGCACGCUCUCAACAAUAAAUCGCCACCCAAUGAACCUGUCCGACAGGGUCUGAAUCUGGUACCUGUCAUGCCUGGAGGGAACUUCUUCAAGCCGUCGUUUACGGCGCAAAACGAGCUAAUUUUGAAACCGAAGCUAGCCUCGGACCUGCAGAAUUAUGCUGAGGAGAUGUUUAAGGAGUCGUUGAAGACGAUGUACAACUCACAAAAAUGGAACAACGACAAAAGGCUGCCUGGAGUUAAUCAAAAUAACUCUGAGGCGAGUGACUUGGCGAAACUGAGGCUCGAAGUGCAAAAGCUGACGGCUUCUCUGUCGGAGUCGAAGUACAAAGACCAGCUCGAAGCGCAUCAGAGCGAAAAUAAAGUUCGCACGACUGACGUGCCUAAGUCCUCGAGCAGUAAGAAGAAACCGGAAGCGUUGCUGGCGACCUUGGAGCAUCUGCUACAGACUCGACCUACCGGGCCGAUACAUAUCUAUCAUGGCACCAGUAGGCCGAGUCGCAUACCGAAACCCUCGGGAGAUUCGAGUUUCGAUUUCCGCGACGAGUUCUACGACGAUAGUCACCUGAGAGAAUUCCUCACGCCACCAAGACCGAGUCAUCUCCGCACGAAAGGCGUCUUCCACGAGAAACCCAUAAAGAACAAACGACCAGGAGCAGCGAGGUUCAAGAACGGGAAGGUGACCUUGAGGAAACCUGGAAGGGGACACUCGUCGUCCAGACCAAACGGGUUGGAAACGUCUGCCAGUAAUAUAAACGUGCAUCUGGAUGGAACACAUUAUCAUAUACCAGCUUUUGAUAUUGACAACAUGGACUUCGAGAGCAAGCAUCAGUCGUCCUACAAUACCUACCCGACAUUCACCACGUCGUCGCCGGAUAUCUUCAACAAUAUACUAAGAGAGCUCAGAACAAACAACAAGAAUUACGACAUCAAUCAUCCCAGAAUGCACAAUCUGCUCGGAUUAUUGAUGAAGAACAAGCAACUGCCAAAUAGGAGCACGCAGAACUAUCGCGACAAGGAUCAGCUGAGGCAGUUCUUUGACACUGACAGGCGCCAACUGCAGCAGCAGUUUUACGACGACGCUCUGAAGGAUUAUAUCUGGAAUAAGUUCGAAGGUGCGUCGCAAUCCGACAUAAUCGCCAAUAGGAAAGUCUAUUCGGGGAACGGCGCUGCGUAAAUUCGAAAUCUAAAGUACAAGCAAAACGUCGAUCACGCGAUGUGCUCGUUGGGUCUGCGAGUGACCCGUAAAUCCGCACGCGGAGGGACUAGAAUUAGGUGGUAAACGCGUUUACCUUCGUCCGGUAACGGGCGAUUUCUUCUCGCCCGCUUUUCGCAUCAAUGAAAGCUGCAUCGCGCCAGCAUCGUUCGCGCCGCUCUCGCACUGAGAAAUGUUAAAUAUUGAAUUAUUAGUAAGUAACAUUUUAUACGGAAGUUGUAAAAGUAAUCGUUAGUGUCGAGUGCGCUUGUAUGGAACGCUCGACUGAGGGAGAAGGAACGACUCAUUAAUCAUUUAUAAGACGCUAGCAUUGUACAUAUUAACUUAAAUGAAAAUAUAUCGUCUUGUUAUUUGUACGGCGUUUGUUGCGCCCGUUUGUUUUCUCUUUCCGUCGAUGUUCUCUCUCACCUAUAUGUCCAAAGACGCAAUAAACAGAAUUUAUAACAAGAAAGUCUUUCUCUGCGAAAAAACGGUGGAGAUAAUUUGAAGGAAGAGACACGUGGGAUAUUAGUGAGAUUUUAUUCCAAUUACAAAACACAUUUGCAUAAAUCUAUAUGCACUUUUGUUUUACCUAAAUAUAUAGUAAAUAUCUUUUAUGUAAUGCGCGCAGAAUGGAUUACAUUAUACUAAAUAUCUUUUAUAUCUAAAGAUCCUAUAUAAAAGCAGAUUUAAGUACGAAAAAGAAAAUAAAAAAUUUAUAUAUUUUCGAUAA
This is a messenger RNA of Odontomachus brunneus, 5146 nucleotides long. RefSeq lists its product as uncharacterized. The transcript is spliced from 2 exons. The record is from RefSeq and is a predicted model, not a curated record. The coding region runs from base 154 to 4395 and encodes 1413 amino acids. NCBI's taxonomy places the organism in Eukaryota, Metazoa, Arthropoda, Insecta, Hymenoptera, Formicidae.